GACAGCUCGCCACAAGAUGCUAGUGCUACGGUACUUGGCAUCGUUCUAUCACUACGUCAACUAUGAAGUCAGUGAUCCUCGCGUGAACGAUUGGUUCCUGAUGAAAACGCCCUGGCCUGGCGCUGCCAUCCUAGGGCUGUAUCUGAUGUUCGUGCUCAAAUGGGGCCCAAAGUGGAUGGAACACAGAAAACCGUUCCAGAUUGAUACGAUAAUCAAAUACUACAAUCUGGCGCAGGUGAUCAUCUGUGCGUACUUGUUUGUGGAGGGCUUCCGACUAGGAUAUCUGCGAGGCUAUAGCUUCCUGUGUCAACCGGUCGACUACUCACCGACCGAGGUACCGACAAUGAUCGCAAGACGCUGCUACUACUACUUUCUCGUAAAGGUACUCGAUCUGCUCGACACGAUCUUCUUCGUCCUUCGCAAGAAGCAGAACCAGGUUAGCUUCCUGCACGUGUACCAUCACACCGGCAUGGUGAUGCUCAUCUGGAGCGGUGUCAAGUGGUUCCCAGGCGGGCAUGGGGUGUUUAUGGGCUUCAUCAACAGCUUCGUGCAUGUGGUGAUGUACGCGUACUACUUCCUCACAUCGGCCAACCCCAAGAACAAAAACAAUCUCUGGUGGAAGAAGUACAUCACACAGCUACAGAUCAUCCAAUUCGGCAUGAUCUUCCUGCAGUGGUUCGUGCUAUUGUUCCAGCCCAACUGUACCUUCCCCAAGUGGCCCCUGUUUGUGAUUCUACCCCAGAAUCUGUUCAUGUUUUUCCUAUUCCUUGACUUUUACUACCAGGCGUACAUAAAAAAGAAGCCGGCGGAUGUCGUACGGCGGUCCGGUGGUGCCAGCACCGAUCUCCCACAGAACGGGUUCCACGCGAGCGACAAAGCGAACGGCAAGUCGACCAGCGUUGAGUACAGUGACUGCACAAAACGCAACUCAUCCAAAGAGGUCAGCACCUCCUAG
Molecule: messenger RNA, 955 nt
Organism: Anopheles maculipalpis
Lineage: Eukaryota; Metazoa; Arthropoda; Insecta; Diptera; Culicidae
Product: elongation of very long chain fatty acids protein 7-like
Exons: 4
Coding region: 17-955 (312 amino acids)
Biological process (GO): fatty acid elongation, polyunsaturated fatty acid; fatty acid elongation, saturated fatty acid; sphingolipid biosynthetic process
Cellular component (GO): endoplasmic reticulum membrane
Molecular function (GO): fatty acid elongase activity
Source: RefSeq, a predicted model, not a curated record